Molecule: messenger RNA, 363 nt
Organism: Cooperia oncophora
Lineage: Eukaryota; Metazoa; Nematoda; Chromadorea; Rhabditida; Trichostrongylidae
Source: the annotation of a GenBank genome assembly
AUGGGUGUGGACCAAUAUGUGAGUUUUUGUAAAUAUUCGAUAUUUCAUUCAGUCAAUGCUCGCCUAUGGUCUGCGUUGAGAAUAGCUUCCAGCCAUCUGAAGUUUGUGGACAUUACAAGACGUGCUACCAUGGCCAGUGGGUUGAGGCUCGUUGCAACAAUGGGAAGCAAUUUGUCAACGGCCGAUGUACCAAGGAGGAUUGCAUUCAGCAAAAUUUCGAAGAGAAACACUAUUCACAACUUCAAUGUCAUACUGGAGCAGUACGACCGCAUCCGUCGAAUAAGCACUCGUACAUGUUCUGCCAAUACGGAAUGUGGACCGAAAGAAGUUGCCCCGAUGGCGCACUAUUCGAUUGGAAGGUAA